AUGGAAGAUGAAGGCAGGCAAUCGCAAUCCUGUGGUAACGAGCAGCAGACAAUUCAGCACUCCAGACCUUUUUUCUACGUGCAACCUCCAUCCCAACCUUACUACCUGUAUCAGCAGUGGCCAAUGCAGAACCCUUACAGCCACUACGGUCUCCAAGCAGGUUUUCAUUUUGGCCGCCCCUACAUGAGUCCUCAGUACAUGCCGUACCCGGGCCUCGUUGUCCCUCACCCCCCGUUGCAUCCAAUGGAUUACCGCCGCACGUUUGAGCCUCGCUUUUACCCGCCCACCUGGAAUGACGACGGCUCACGCCCGCCGCAUCAGCAGGCUCACGGCCAACGGCAGACGGCCAACUCCGAGGUCCAGACCGAGCCCUGCGGCUCCAUCAACAAGCUGGUGGAGUUCCUGGAGAAGAUGGAGCUGGACUCGGGGAUGGCGUCGCACUCCUCCGGGACGUCCUUUCCGCUGGAGGAGAAGAAAGGUGAAGAGCAGUGCGUCGCUCACCUUCUGACCCAGGUGGUGGCGGCCCGUUCAGAGUCUCAAGCGGUGGCGUUCAGUGACUCCACCACAACUGUGUACGGCGGCGAAACCAGCCACAUGAGCUUGGAUGCCUCCUCCCCUCAGGCGUACUGGCACGGAGGGCUGGAAGUGGCCUCCCCUCUUGAUAGCUCUUCCUUUCACGAGGACGGUCCACAUCCCGAGAAUUCAACCACGUCUGAGCCUUUCCUCGCUCACAAUAAGUCCGACGCGGAAAAUAUCCAGUCAGAGUUUGUUGCGGCCGUUUGCAGCCCUCCCAAAUCCGCUGCUGACCCGUCUCCUUCUCCGUCCCCCUCGUCCGAGAAGCCCGACGGUGAAGAGAGUUUCGACAAAGUUUUAAGCGAUGUCGAGACCGAUUACAAGAUUCUCCAGCUGCCCUUACAGGGCGUUUUCAGCGCGGGAGCAGCAUCGCGCUUUUCGUCCUCGUCCUCCCUCUACUACCAGAACCACCGCCCCUCCGGCCACGAGCGCUUAAGCGUUCUCAGCCCAUCCCUGGACGAGCUCUCCUCUCGGGAUGAGAUGUUUUCCACAGACCUCGAGGACGUGGAUCUCUACCCCCGGCGAGCCUACUCGGGAAGGAGGAGGACAAACGUGGCGGAAGCCGAGCAGGCGUCAGAGGAAGUUCCCGCAGCGCACGUGUGGCUUCCCAACAAGACCAACAAGAGGCUCAAGUGCAACUGCUGCGGUGCAAGUCUGCCCAAGAGUGGCACUCGCAGCAAAGUCCACACCGCCAAGGUGUAUCGGGAUGAAGCCGCCACCUCCGAGGAGGACGAUGGCUGCAAAAGAGGCUGCGAGCCAUCGCGAGCACCGCCCAGAAAUUAUCCUCCUCCCGGCAAGUCUCACUUGGACCCCCAGAAGCAGCCCGUCAAGUUCUGGACCAAACGGAGUCAGUACAAAGACCCCAUGGAGUCCACCGCUCAGGGUUAUGACAACAGACCCGGAGAGACCGGCGGGCGCGAGCUGCAGUUUAGAACUUACCAGGAGAGAGGCCAGCGCGGCGUGUCCGAGCGCAGCAAGAGGAAUGUCGGCAGCGGAGCCAUUCCCAGAAGAUGGCCUACGCAGCGACAAGAGUCGAGCAUGCCGAGGGCGCCGAUGACACCUCCAAGACCCCGACGUGACGACGACAGCAACGACGACAACUAUAAAGAAUUGCCGUCCUUGCCUUGGGACAAAGUGUGA
Molecule: messenger RNA, 1713 nt
Organism: Syngnathus acus (greater pipefish)
Lineage: Eukaryota; Metazoa; Chordata; Actinopteri; Syngnathiformes; Syngnathidae
Gene: buc
Product: bucky ball
Exons: 6
Coding region: 1-1713 (570 amino acids)
Source: RefSeq, a predicted model, not a curated record